UAGCCCUAAUUGUUUGUUCAACAAUACUAUACCAGUAAUUGCAAGGUAUUUAAAUUGUUUGGAGUUCUACUCGUGCAAACCAUGCGCUGCACGUUUCAUUUCAGCAGCAAACGAAGCUAACCGGCCAAGUUGUGAACAUGUGGAAACCCAGUGAAGUGAGCGAGAUGAACAGCGUAUGUCACUAGAUUGAGAAAAUCCUCUGGUCGUUCAGUAAUAAUUUAACUGAGAAGUGGCGUGGGUUCUUUCACUUUGUAAAGAUUAAGAAACCUCAUCUUCCACAAUCCUCUCCAUUCUUCUCUAUAACAGGUUCAGAGAGGUACAAAAGGUACAAAACCGGUAUGACUGUGGAAACUCGAUAUAUCACUAGACUGGGAAAAUCCCCUGGUCGUACAGUAAUAAUUUAAGGAGUGGCGUUGGGUUCUUUGACUUUACAAGGAUUAAGAAGCCUCAUCCUCCACAAUCCUCUUUUUUGUCCCCUAUAACAGGUCCAGAGAGAGUCAAGUGUAUCCACUGAUGUUUAGUGAGCAGACGAUUCCUGUUUAUUGUCACAUGGAAAACUUUGGAUGUGGAGAUGGAGGAUGGACACUAGCCAUGAAGAUUAACGGCAAUAAGACAACUUUCCAUUACAAUUCUCACUUUUGGAACGACACGAGAGGUUAUAAUCUUACAGCAGGUCGGAGUGGGUUUGACACACAAGAGACCAAGCUACCAACCUAUUGGAAGACAUCCUUCUCCAAGAUUUGUCUCGGCAUGAAGAUCGGUCAACAGACUAACUUCAUUGUCAUCAACAAGACGGCCAACUCUCUGUACUCACUGAUCGCUGACGGGCAAUACCGCGCCACCUCAUUGGGCCGUAACACAUGGAAGAAGUUGAUUGGCUCACAGGCCUCCUUACAGCUCAACUGUAACAAAGAAGGGUUCAAUGCUGUGGGAAAUAAUUAUUUUCAAUCGAAAGCAAGAAUCGGCAUCACUAAUAACCAGCAAAACGACUGCAACAGCUGUGAUUCCAGAAUCGGGUUUGGUACAGGAGGAGACGAUGAUGACAACAACACGUGUGGAAACGAAGCAACUCACUCACCAGAUAAUGGAAUCAAACACAUCAAAGCCAUGGGUUAUAUUUUGGUGCAGUGACAUGAACUAGUACUGUGUGAAAAAGCUUUUAACAUCUCAGUGGAUUAGCAUUCAUACUUUUCUAUUUUGCGAGAAUUAGUGUUCUGUAGAACAAAUAAAGAAUGGUGAUGGAAAAGCAUUUCGCAGUGUUUUACGUCAAGUAAUAAUUAUUAUCAUUGUUAGUUUUGUCGCAUACAUCGGGGAAUGGACAAUCUUCACCACCCUCGUGGUUACAUUUUCUUCCGACAUAGGUUAGGCACAACUCGCUGAAU
Messenger RNA from Orbicella faveolata, 1382 nucleotides. RefSeq lists its product as uncharacterized. Gene Ontology annotation, molecular function: oligosaccharide binding. NCBI's taxonomy places the organism in Eukaryota, Metazoa, Cnidaria, Anthozoa, Scleractinia, Merulinidae. The record is from RefSeq and is a predicted model, not a curated record.